This is a messenger RNA of Lytechinus pictus (painted urchin), 4714 nucleotides long. Its product is annotated as histamine N-methyltransferase A-like. The record is from RefSeq and is a predicted model, not a curated record. NCBI's taxonomy places the organism in Eukaryota, Metazoa, Echinodermata, Echinoidea, Temnopleuroida, Toxopneustidae. The transcript is spliced from 4 exons. The coding region runs from base 1519 to 2439 and encodes 306 amino acids.
GGGGGGCUUGUCAACAUUUUCCUCCGAAAAAUUUGAAAUCUGCCCUCCCCCUUUUGGAAAAUCCUGGAUCCGCCCCUGAAAUGAGGUAUCUUGAUAUAAUUAUUGUUUGGUUUCAAGAAACCGAUUCGAGUGAAGAACUGCGCUGAAAGAUGUGUGUGUUUUUUAGAGGGAUGUACAAACAUCUGUUGAAUAAUAUAAUCACAAUACCGAUAUUACCGAUAAAACUUCAAAAAGGUGCAGUCAGAAUUAUAAACAACUCCCCUUUUAUGCCCAUUCUUAUUUUUCAUUCACGAUAUGUACAAAUAUGAAAUGGGACUUUUUAUGUAUCUAUGUUGUAAAGGAUUUUUACCAUCGUUUUUAAUGAACUAUUUUAAAUCUAAUUGUAAUAAUCAUGAGUAUCCUACUAGAAAUGCUGCAAACUUUCACUUUCCUAAAAUAAGAACUUGCCUAUCGCAUAUUUUUUUUCUUUCGUCGCACAGUACUUUGGAAUUGCCGGUUAGUUUGAAAACUUCUUGUUCAUUUUAUAUUUUCAAACGUAACUUUAGAAAGUAAAUCAUACCACUUGUGUGUCUAUGUCUUGGUAAUGUUUUCUAAUUGUUUUGUAUAUUUUGUAUAUAAUUGUUAUUAUUUUAAAAGUAAUUUUGGUCGACCUUAUUGUAAGGAAAUUCUCUCCUGCUUAUAUGGCUGCUUCCAUCCCAAUGCCAUUUUUUCUUGUAAACUUAUGUCUUUGAUGUUAAAUAUUCUUUGUUCCUCAUGUAUUUUAUCAUGUUCAUUUUAUGCAGAGAGAAAUAUAACCUUAAUUGAAUUGAAUAUCGCUCUCUGAAAAUUUCACCAAUGUCAAAUGUGAAAUAAUGUAUAAAAUGUUAGACAUUCGCUAAAUUUCACAAAACAGUUAAUAUGAACCUUCUGAUCUGUAUGCAAAUGAGGGAAUCGAUGACGUCACCCACUCACUAUUCAUUUUGUUUUGCUGUUAUGAAAAUUAGAAGUACUGGAUUUGUUUCUUUUUUUCAUAAAUAUUGACGAGGCUUGUUUCUACCUCCUGAACAUGUCGAAUAACAUUUCUCCUAAUAUAUUGCGAUUCACUGGACGGCUUUCUUAUUGUCAAAUCUGCUAAAACGUGAAUUAUUCAUAUUAUUCGUAAAACAAAGUACAAAAGAAAAUCGAUUCUUUCAUUUGCAUAAUUAUCACCAUGAUGUACACAUAGGUCUAUUUGUUUUGAUAGAAUGAGCAGAAUUUUAAAAAAGUGAUAACUUUUUUUUAUUUCGAAUCCGAUUUUUAGCAAAUUGUCAACCACUUUGCUCGUUUAAUUUGUCUUUAGUUGUUCAAACCAACUUUUCAACGGUAUAUGGACUUGACCUUCCUGUGUGCACCCGUCACAGCCUGUAUACCACUUACUCGACCCUUGUUCAGUGUUAUCUCGUCACCACCAUAUCAACAUGCCACGUAUGUAAAUAUUUGCACAAAUAACUGCACAGUCGGCACUAAACAUACUGACCGUGGAAACCAAAGGAGAUCAAAAUGGUAGAUCCCAGCACCGCCGACAGGUGGUUUAAGGCAAUGGAAGACAUACCCUCCUUGCCUGAAAACCAUGAAAGAUACCGAGAAAUCUUUUUGGCGCUUUCACCAACCUUUUUCCAGAAAGGGUUUCAGUUCGAUGCCGUCACGGGAUAUUUCGACUCCGGUGUUAUGGGACGUCUAAUCGGCCCUGUUGGAAGCGCUAAAAAUCGAGUAUUCAACAUGUUGGCUGUUGGUCUCGGAGAAGGUAAACAUGAAUUCCACAUGCUUCAGAAGCUGUCUUCCUAUUUCGAUUCAAUCCGUGUCACUGCCGUAGACCCAAAUAAGGGAAUGCUACAAACGUUCUGUGCAAGGCUCAAUGAUUGUGACGUCACGAAAUCCAUCGCGUGUCGUCCGUUCGAGGGGACCUACAGUGAGUUUCUGGAGAGCUCAUUGGCUGAUUACAAGUUUGAUUUCAUCACUACCAUCCAUUCUCUGUAUUACACGGGAGAUACCAAUUGUGUCGUUGAGAGUAUGUUAUCCUCUCUUCAGCCCACGGGUAUCGUGUACGCUGCCGUAGUCCAUGAUAAAAAUGAUUUAGGGAAACUUUUAAAUGGGAAACCAUGGUUAACCAAGAGGACGGCGUUUUCAAUAACAACGGCACUUGAAAUAAAGUCCAUAGCAGAGAGAACAGGGUGCAAUGUUGACAUUCAUCGAGUAUCUCUGAGGUACGUGUGCUCAUCCAUUUUUGACGAAGACUCGGACUAUGGCAACAUGAUACUCGAUUUCACGUCAAUGACACCUUACUUCCGGCGCGUUGCACCACGGGAUAUCGUAGAAGAUGUCUUAAAAUUUUGGCGCAAUAACCUAACCGAUGAAAAUGGAGUUUUUACUGCGUGUGGAGAUGAUGGUUUGGUGGUCAUUUCAAGAGAUUCAAACCAAUAAUGAUAUGUAUUCAUGGGGGAAACAUGUCACAUGUUUUGGUAAUUGAGUUUCGAGGUCGAUUUCAUGAAUGGGUCUUGCCUAUUCAUGGAGUGUUAAUAUAGCCACGACGUUUUCACUUUGUUCACGAUUAUCCGAAUUCUGAAGCAACCUCAUUUUUUGGGAAAUGUUACCCAUUUCACUAAUUCGAGACCAUUCUUAAUAUCAUGAGGUAUUCUUACGUGGCUAUUACACUUCCCCUUUCAACUCAACAACGGAGAUACAAAGAAAGAAAGAAACAAACUAACAAAUCGCAUACGGUUCAUCUUUUAUUUCUGCGUGUUUCAAUAUCGAGAAUAUGAUUUCAUGAAACGGGUAUGGUUGGAACUACCCCUUAUCGACCACCUUAUUUUCUAAGCAUCGUAUCUGUGAAAAUAUUUAUCAGUUUUACUUAGUUUUCGUCUGAUUUGUGCAGAAAACAGACGAUUUUACAUUUGCUCAUUUGCACCCUUCUUUUGAAACCGACCACCCGCGAUACACUAAAUUUACGGCCGAUUCUUGUCUCGGCAGCGAAAUAUUUUGACUCUUCCAAAUCAGUUUUAUGACGUCAAAAUGCUAAAUGAUCGCCUCACUACUUCCACUGCGAGCUCCGGCACAUGAUUCGACGAUUGACGACGGAAAUUUGUUCUAAUGCCGUUUCCUAUCCGAUUUCUUGGUUUGAACAACUGUUUUUCGGCUGGGUUCGGGUCUAGUCAAAACAAUUUUGAUAAAUUCUACUAUAUUUUUACCUUUUCCCCUUCUUUUUCUCUCGUAAAAUCGAUUCUUACCGUUCCUAUGGACACUGCGCCUACUACUCCCCCGCCCGUAUCGUUUGUAAUACGCAAUAAUUUUAAUGCGCGCACGGUGGUCGGUUCCAAAAGAGGUGGUGGAUAUGUGGUGGUCUCACUAUAUUUGUUAUGAAUAAAGUUUGUUAAAGAACAAUAAUUCCAAUAGAAUAGACACAAUUCAGAACAGAUUGCCUGCCUAUAAAUAAAUGUUCGGAAGCUUCGCCGCGGUGGGCCUAUAUUCUUCGGGUCGCUUUUCGUUUGGAAGAAGCUUUUACAAAAUUUGAAAUUACUAGUGAACGAAAAGCAACUCUAAAGGGGGUUUCACACCGGGAUCUGCGUAUAGAGUUGCGUACGUAGAGACUACGCAACAGUACGCCGCCAUUCGUUUUGCCUACGCAAGCCUACGCAACUCUUCGCAAACUGGGUACCCGGGAGGAAGUCAAAAUAUUAAACAUGUUUAAUUUGUUUGCGCACUGUUUGCGUAAGGUGAGGUCUACGCAAGUCUACGCAACAUUAAGCAAUUGUACGCCACUCCUACGUAACAAUAUGCCAAAAUGAUGUUUCUCAAAACACUUGUUAAAACUCGCGCAUGGCUAGGCUGGAAAUAAUUAUCUAGAUAAAUAGAGUAAAAUUCACUGAGCAACAUGCCGGGCAACAUGCUGAAAAUUUCUUUUUAAGAAUUAGCAAUAUUUUGUGAAAACAGUUAUGUGCACUUUGUCAUGAAUAUUGAUUAGGUGGGCUGAUGUCAUUACAUGACAUGAUAAUUAUUUCAUAUUUUCAUACAUGUGUGUACGAUACAUCUCUCUUAUAAUAAAGUAAGUUGACUUGAUCAGACUUUUUUCAAGGAAAAACAGAACUUUUUACUAAAAUCUGUCAUACUCUAACAUGAGCUAAAAGAAAUAUGAAUCAAUGAAUACAUGAAUAAACGAAUCAUUCUCAACAAAAGUGUUCCAAUGUUAAUAGCCAUCAAGGAAGGCAAAGUAUUGUUGCAUUUAAUGCACUCCAUACAAAAAAGCAAUAUUAAACAAGUUAAAUGUUCCGUCAAGCAUAUUCCUUAAAUCAGCAGAUAAGAGACUUUGAAUGCGAGAAAUGCAUACAUUUUUGUUGCAUUUAAUGCACCCCAUACAAAAGCAAUAUAAGUUAGAUGUUCCGUCAAGUAUAUUCCUUGAAUCACUAGAUCACAGCAUGUUGAUACGAGAAAGUGUUUGCAACAUUUUGUAAAAUAUUCACUUUGCAAUCCCAUGUUAUAAUCAUAUAUGUAUGGUUUGAUUGGUUUCACUGAGAGAAUAAAGCAAUUUUGAUAUCUAUAGACUAGUCCAGAUUUCGCCUAAUAUUUUGCUUGCGGUAUGUGCGUAUAUGUAUGUGUACUGUAUAUCCCAGUAUAUGUGAUGAUGAGAGUGGGCGCGCGUGUGUGGGUUCAUAAUUCAUGUAUAGUAUAUAAAAAGAAGGUUCAACAAGUAGGACAAAGAAAG